UCAGUGGUAGCUAAAUACUUGACCACCCAACUGUGGACCCAUUCUGGUUUCAUCAAUUUCCACAACUCUACAACUUACAACUUACAACUUAACAACAAUAUGCCUGGAAAAGUAGCAUCCAAGAAAGGAGAGAAAAAGGCUGCCAUCAAGAGCAAGCCGAGUGGUGAAAAGAAAACCCGAAGAAAGUCUCGCAAAGAAAGCUAUUCUAUCUACAUCUACAAAGUUCUGAAGCAAGUCCACCCCGAUACUGGCAUCUCUUCCAAGGCUAUGAGCAUCAUGAACUCAUUUGUUAACGAUAUCUUUGAGAGAGUAGCGACUGAAUCAUCACGUCUGGCCCACUACAACAAGAAACACACAGUCUCUAGCAGGGAGAUACAAACUGCAGUCAGACUACACCUCCCUGGAGAACUGUCUAAGCAUGCCGUCUCUGAGGGUACCAAGGCUGUCACCAAGUACACAAGCAGCAAAUAAACUGUUUGUAUUAACUCAUUUUUAUUGCCCUGUGUUUUGUUUGUACAUGUGAACGUAAUUAUUAUCAACCUUUGUCAAUUAAAAUUAACUUCAUUGUGAUAAUUAAACUUUCAACAAUA
Messenger RNA from Halichondria panicea, 590 nucleotides. Its product is annotated as late histone H2B.L4-like. NCBI's taxonomy places the organism in Eukaryota, Metazoa, Porifera, Demospongiae, Suberitida, Halichondriidae. Gene Ontology annotation, cellular component: nucleosome. The transcript has a single exon. The coding region runs from base 100 to 471 and encodes 123 amino acids. The record is from RefSeq and is a predicted model, not a curated record. Gene Ontology annotation, molecular function: DNA binding; structural constituent of chromatin; protein heterodimerization activity.